AGGUCCGAAUGAGCUGUCCCCUGACAGUUCAUGAUGAACCAGGGUGGGCAACAAUGGGGAGCCAUGUGGGGGCCCGAGCAGACUCCUGCCCAAUGUCCCUGCCCCCCAGGCUUCCUACCCAGGGCAGGCAGGGGGUUCACAGUUCCUCACAGCUGCUUGUCCAUCUCUUACCAUCAGAGCCCUACACAGAUACAAAAUUUGUAUCUGCAUCCGCACUAGCCGCAAAAAUGGUCCAUGGAUGUCCGCAGAUAUGAAACGGUUCCCCACGGAUUUGCAGGGCUCUACUCUUCUGUGCUUGAAAUACAUGGGAAAUAUUAGUUUUGCCAUCUGCUCUGGGGAGCCAUAUAGAUGUGCUAAAUGCCUAAAACCAAUCCAGACGCAAGUGCGGACUUGGAAGGAAAAGAUAAAAGAUCUCAGAUUCAGACUGUCCAAGGAGAGGAGAAAACAGAAAUGCCUGACAGUCUGCUAUCUGGCAUGGAGAAGAAAUGGAAUCCAUUUUUGGCAAAGGAGAGGGAAAACUUAGGUGAAAGGGUGAAUGUGACUCUGGAUCCAGACACGGCUCAUCCCCAACUCGUCCUGUCUGAGGAUGGGAAAAGUGUGAGAUGGAAAGACAUAUGGCAGGAUCUGCCCGACAACCCUGAGAGAUUUGACUCUUGGGCCUGUGUGCUGGGCUGUGAGGGAUUCACCUCGGGGAGACAUUGCUGGGAGGUGGAGGUGGGGGGUUGGGGAGUCUAUGUUGUGGGGGUGGCCAGAGAGUCUGUGGGGAGGAAGGGAGAGAUCAGCUUUAGCCCCGAGGAGGGGAUCUGGUCUGUAGGUCAGGCUGGAGGUCAGUACUGGGCUCUCACCUCGCCUAAGAAAGUCAUCUUGCCUCUGAGCUGCAUCCCCCAGAGGAUCUGGGUUUCUCUGGAUUACGAAGAGGGGCUGGUGACAUUUUUUGAUGCUGAUAAUGAGUCCCUCAUCUUCCCCUACCAGAGGGCCUCUUUCACUGGGGAGAGAGUCCUCCCUUUUUUUGUGUGUGAGGAAAGUGUCCAGCUCACACUGCCUCCUUCAGAGAUGAGGGUUUAA
Malaclemys terrapin pileata is the source of this 1065-nucleotide messenger RNA. RefSeq names its product butyrophilin subfamily 1 member A1-like. The record is from RefSeq and is a predicted model, not a curated record. The transcript has 4 exons. Bases 358 to 1065 code for a protein of 235 amino acids. Gene Ontology annotation, molecular function: protein binding. NCBI's taxonomy places the organism in Eukaryota, Metazoa, Chordata, Testudines, Emydidae.